UUCUAAGUUAGAAAUCGUGUUUUAAAAACUUAACGUUUUAGUAAACACUUAAACACUAACAAAAGAAAACAAAAAAAAUAUAAUUUGUGUUUUAUUCUAGCAAUAUGAGCAUAAAUUUAGUAUUCCUGAUCGGUUUGAGCUUAUUAAUUACACUGUCACAACUACAGUACAUUAAUGCCAGAAGUCUGGCCACUAAAGUCAAUUUAACAAACCAAAAUAAUGCCAUCAGAAUGAAUACUACUGAACAGCAAAACAAGAACAAUCAAACUAAAUCCCUGGCGAUAUUCAAACCGAUAUCGAGCAAUGCAUUAACUCACAUUGUGCGGAAGACGCGAGAGGCUGAAGUAAAUUUGGCUGUUGACUUCAAUACGAUGCAUCAACACUGCGAUCUGGAUCAAAAUCGAGUGUCUGUCAUCAUCGAUAUGUUAAUGAACCAUUGCAUUGAAAUCUAUAACAAGCGAUACGAGAGCGAGGGAUAUUAUCGCCUCUACAAAACCUUUCAGCUGGAGGCGUUCUUCUUUGGCCAGUAUUAUGAGCGCAUUAAACGCUUCGAGGUUAAUCCGCAUUCUUGGGACUACUCGGAAGCUUACAUAUAGAUGUAUAUAUAUUUAAAUUAAUUGCUUAGCAGGCUGUGAUAUUUCUGCGUAGAAUUGUGAAAUAAUAAAUGUUUAAAAAAUA
This is a messenger RNA of Drosophila nasuta, 678 nucleotides long. RefSeq lists its product as uncharacterized. The coding region runs from base 105 to 596 and encodes 163 amino acids. The transcript is spliced from 2 exons. The record is from RefSeq and is a predicted model, not a curated record. Lineage: Eukaryota; Metazoa; Arthropoda; Insecta; Diptera; Drosophilidae.